Molecule: messenger RNA, 2422 nt
Organism: Chanos chanos (milkfish)
Lineage: Eukaryota; Metazoa; Chordata; Actinopteri; Gonorynchiformes; Chanidae
Product: rho GTPase-activating protein 26-like
Biological process (GO): signal transduction
Cellular component (GO): cytoplasm
Molecular function (GO): protein binding; GTPase activator activity
Source: RefSeq, a predicted model, not a curated record
UCUGCCUCCGCUGAUUAGAAUUAAUUUCAUAGGUUGUGUUUUUCCUGCCUUUUUCGCCUGUGCACUGUGGCUUCGGAUUUGGACAGCAAAUAUGGGAUUGCCUGCUUUGGAGUUCAGUGACUGUUAUUUGGACAGUCCGCAGUUCCGUGAGAGGUUGAAGUCCCACGAAUUGGAGUUGGACAAGACCAACAAAUUUAUCAAGGAGCUGAUCAAGGAUGGGAAGGCGCUAAUUCAAGCACUGAAAAAUCUGUCCACCGCGAAGAGGAAGUUUGCAGAAUCACUGAAUGAAUUCAAGUUUCAGUGCAUCGGGGACGCGGAGACGGACGAUGAGAUAUGCAUUGCAAAGUCACUGCAGGAGUUUGCUGGAGUUCUGCAGAAUCUUGAGGAUGAGAGGACCCGAAUGAUUGAGAAUGCCAAUGACGUUCUAAUCACGCCGCUGGAGCGGUUCAGGAAAGAGCAGAUUGGAGCUGCUAAGGAGGCGAAGAAGAGGUAUGACAAGGAGACGGAGAAAUACUGCGGUGUGCUGGAGAAGCAUCUCAGUCUUUCAGCCAAGAAGAAGGAGUCCCACCUUCAUGAGGCAGACAGCCAGGUGGACCAGGUGAGACAGCACUUCUAUGAGGUGUCUCUGGAAUACGUCUUCAAAGUACAAGAGGUGCAGGAGAGGAAGAUGUUUGAGUUUGUUGAGCCGCUGCUGGCUUUUCUUCAAGGUCUCUUCACAUAUUAUCAUCAUGGCUAUGAGCUAGCAAAAGACUUCAGUCACUUUAAAACAGAUCUCACCAUCAGUAUCCAAAACACGCGGAACCGUUUUGAGAGCACGCGUUCUGAGGUGGAGUGCCUGAUGAAGAAGAUGAAGGAGAGCCCGCACGAACACAAGACUGUCAGCCCAUACACCAUGGAGGGCUAUCUGUUCGUGCAGGAGAAACGCCCCUUUGUGUCCACGUGGGUUAAAUACUACUGCACCUACCAUCGCGAGUCCAAACGGGUCGGCAUGGUUCUUUUUGACCAGAAGUCUGGAGGCAAAGUAGGUGAAGAGGAAAGCUUCACUCUCAAGUCCUGCACGAGGAGAAAGACAGACUCCAUCGAAAAGAGGUUCUGUUUUGACGUUGAGGCUGUAGACCGACCAGGAAUGAUCACUAUGCAGGCCCUGUCUGAGGAAGACCGUAGGCUGUGGAUGGAAGCCAUGGAUGGCAGGGAGCCGGUGUACAACUUGAACCGAGACAGCCAAAAUGAAGCUAUGGCACAGCUUGAUGUCGUUGGCUUUAACGUCAUCAAGAAGUUCAUUUACGCCGUGGAGACCAGAGGAAUCGAGGAGCAGGGACUGUACAGGAUCGUUGGCGUCAACUCCAGAGUGCAGAAACUACUAAGCCUGGCUAUGGACCCAAAGACGUGUGCUGAUGUGGAGCUGGACAGCCCAGAAUGGGAGAUUAAAACCAUUACAAGCGCCAUCAAACACUACCUCAGGAUGCUUCCAGGGCCGCUAAUGACCUAUCAGUUUCAGAGGAGCUUCAUCAAAGCAGCCAAGUUGGACAGUCCUGAGGCGCGGAUAGCGGAGAUCCACGCCACUGUUCACCGGCUCCCGGAAAAGAAUCGGCAGAUGCUGGACCUGCUUAUGAAACACUUGGCAAAUGUGGCAAGUCACCAUCAGAAAAACCUGAUGACGGUGGCCAACCUGGGCGUGGUCUUCGGCCCCACGCUGCUGCGGCCGCAGGAGGAGACCGUGGCAGCUAUCAUGGACAUAAAGUUCCAGAACAUCGUCGUGGAGAUCCUUAUCGAGAACCAUGAGAGGGUGAGUGAAACCAUCUCUGACCCCCCUGUGUCGACGGGGGGGCAGGCCAACGCUCCACUCAACCUCGCCAGCAGGAGGAGGAGCACGGAGACCAAAGCCCCCUCCUGCAGCGAGAGACCCCUCAUGCUCUUCCAAACGCCCACUCAUUCAGAGAAGGACAAAGAGAAGAGGAACAGCGUAGUCUUAAAUUCUAGCACGGAGUCGCAGACGGGGCAUUCGUCAGCGAACUGUAACAGCUCUCACGGCUGGACUCGUUCAACAGCACCCCCCCCCAGCGCUGACGGAGACGCUGACGCACAUUUGUCAUUCAAACAGAGUCGGCCCAGUUCUCUCCCAGCCUCACCUAGCCCCACCUCACCACGGUCCCCCACCUGGCCCAUGUUUUCGGCCCCUUCCAGCCCCCAGCCGGCCUCCUCUACCUCCAGUGACUCCUCCCCCGUCAGCCCACCAAUGAGGAAGGCUCGCGCACUGUACGCCUGCAAAGCAGAGCACGAGUCUGAGCUCUCCUUCAUCGCGGGGACCAUCUUCGAAAACGUUCAUCCGUCAAGGGAACCUGGCUGGCUGGAGGGCACGCUGGAUGGGAAAACGGGUUUAAUACCUGAAAAUUAUGUGGAAUUUUUGUAGCUUUGGACCGGA